GAGUGGAGGCUGUGAGGUAAUAGUGCGCAAGAGGGGGUGGUGGAGAGAAAGCGAGCGCGCGCGUGUGUGAGAGAGACUGGAUAUAGGACAGGCAUCAAACGAAAGCUCUCCUGCAGACUGGUCGGGAUCCCUUCGGCCCCUCGGUCCUUCAGACGCAUCAGCAGAGAGUUGCUGAAGACGCUCGGCAUCACAGAGGAAGGGGGAAGAACUGAGACACUCACAGAUCCCGGGCUUGGUGGCUGAAUGCUCAGUUGUCUCCAGCUUGAAGAAGAACAUCUGUACUAAUCAGCAGGAAUCAUGGAUUUUGUAAUGAAGCAAGCUCUAGGUGGGGCCACCAAAGACAUGGGUAAGAUGUUAGGCGGGGAGGAGGAGAAGGACCCGGAUGCAGCCAAGAAGGAGGAGGAGCGACAGGAGGCGCUGAGGCAGCAGGAGGAGGAGAGGAAGGCAAAACACGCCCGCAUGGAGGCAGAGAGGGAAAAAGUACGGCAGACCAUCAGGGACAAGUAUGGGUUAAAAAAGAAGGAAGAGAAGGAGGCAGAGGAAAAAGCGGCCAUGGAGCAAGCCUGCGAGGGAUCGCUGACACGCCCGAAGAAAGCGAUUCCGCGAGGCUGCGGAGAUGAUGAUGAGGAAGACGAAGAGAGCAUCCUUGACACCGUCCUCAAGUUUCUGCCUGGACCUCUACAGGACAUGUUCAAGAAGUAAAACUAAAAAACACAAAACAAAUCAAAUGAACCCUAAAAUCAGGGUCCGGUCUGGCAUGGGUGAGGCUGCGGGGCAGAGGGAGGAAGGGUUCUUUGGGUUAACUGAAAAGAGACUGAGGAAAUUAUUUGUUGGGGUUUGAGUGUAGAUUCGGGGCAUGUUGAGGUUCUUGGGAUCACAAUGAAUUUGGGGAAGGGGGGGGGGUGUCCUCGUCAAACUGUUAGAGGCUACACACUGCCUUUGUAGAGAACCUUUACUUUGCUUUUUCUACUCUUUGAUGACAGUGUCAUUCUUCCUCUUUUCUUUACCGCAGUAGUUGUAAAACUUUCACAUUUCUUACACCUGAGUUGUUUUGCACUUGUUCACGCCCAUUAAGAACAGACGGAGCAUGGCCAUCGUGGAGAACAGCAUUGGACGACAGUGGAUUCGUGUCUGCUUACUUUUGUGUUUAAAUGGCACUUCCACCGCGUUUUCCAGUUGAUGGAGCAUGUUCUGUUUAAAUCAAUGGGUGUUUUCGACUUUUACAAACCUCGUGUAGACCUUUAUAGUACAAGAAAUCAACAAUUGAGUUUUUAGGACACGUGCCUUCAUAUCAUCUCCUCUAGCAAAGGAAUUGUAAAUGAGGGUUUCAUUUUGAGUCAAUGCUGUUGGUAGCAUGUAGGCACUCGUUCAAAGAUACAAGACUGGACAAUUUUGGAAUAACGUAUUUGAUAUUAGGAUUUCUAGUGGGCAUAUAUGGUUGAUGAUGGUGCCAAUGUUCAAAGCAUCCAAACUUGUGGAAAUGCCAGAAUAAAUCCAAAACAUUAAAAUAUGAUUUGUAAUUCCUUUUAAGAUCAAAAGCUUCCAAAAAAAAAAAACGGUCUGCGAAAAAUAGGAUAAAAAAAGAGAUCCCUUCUGCUUCCACCUCUAGUUUUACAAGAGCUUUUCUAAUCUGGUCAGCUGAUUAGACUGCGACUACGUUUUGACAGAAGAGAAACUUUACAGCUUAAACAUUUUAAAAACUCAUGUCAACGUGUGAAUUUUCAUUCAUCAUAAGCUAACAGACCAAGUUGUCAUCAUUUAGGUGGUGUGGGUGCCAUAGACAAUCAGAGCAUUGACCAAUGGGAUACUGGGGGUUGCUGGUACAUGCUUUCAUCUCCACUAGCAACGGGUUGAUUUGGUUAUUAAGCACUUGAUUAACUUAUUGGUGUUUUUCACACUUUCAUUAACGUGCUGAAAUUGAAAUUGACUUCACAUCCCACCUGAGCUAACCUUUUCCUUCAUCUUUUAAUGUACAAAUCUACCUUGACUGUCACUCAUCGACAUCCAGACCAAAGAAAUGCUGGUAAGACCUUAUUUCUUUCGUCAUAAACAAAGACAUGCAUGUGUAACUUUUAUUUUCAAUCAAACGUGCCAGGCCUGCAGAAGACACACAGCAAGCUCGUUCAGCGCGUGCAUGCAUCCCAGGGACCGCCGCUAAGCUAAAACCGAUGCUCUGUUUCUUCCUCAAAGGUAUUCCAUAAUUAAUAGGUAAUGUUACCGUAGACUGAGCCUGGGAUAACUGGUCUGUGAGUUGUUGUGUCUCACUGCCUAAAGAGCCUACUAAUAUUCUGCAUCCUGCAUCAGUUAAUCCAACUAAUAUCAUAGUGAUUUGUCAUGUUCAAAUAGGUGUACUGUAGAUGAAAACAAAAUCUAUUCACUAUGUGGACAUUAAUCAAUAAAACAAAGCAUGUUGGUUAUUCUUAAAAGACCCAAUGACGUUUCAGUGGUUAGUGAUGGAACAAUGUACUGUCCGUACAUUGUUCCAGGAGUCUGUGACUUAGAACAACUUUAGGGAUUAUUAGGACCAUUGAUAAAGUUGGCAUAAACACCAUAAAACACCUUUUUCAGUUUUUUUAUUAUUAUUAUUUUUCUAGCUCAGAUAGGAAUUUUCACUAGACAAAGCCAUACUGUUUAGAUUGCAAUAAAAAUUCUAUAAAGAGAAUAUUUCAAGUUCAAUGUCUCAUGUUUGUUUUCCCGUAAAAAAAGAAAAGAAGCGAAAAAAAGGAAUAAAUUUGUUUGUAAAUCCUUACCAUUCUUGUAUCUUUAAACAUGUAGACAAAGAAAAUGUAUGUAGAAAAAAAGCCAUUGUUCUGUCUCAGUGUGCAACACGUGUACUGUAAGUGUGUGUGUGUUUAGAUGUGUGCGUCUUUCUAUGUGUCUGUGAUGUGAGAUCAUGUUGUUGAUCCAUAUAGUCCUGGUUUAUACCGUGUAAGUGUGUCUUUGAGCUAUUUUUGUGCCAUGUCUAAAAAGAAGAAUACUUAACACAUUCCUUUCAGAUGUUGAGCAUGCAAUGUUUGGUAGAGAAUACACCAAAUUAACCCAAAUAUGAAAAAAUAAACAACUCCCCGUUUCUGUAGGAGUCUCCAGGCAACAGAAUCUGUGCAUUGUAUCCAGAGAGAUUGAACUGGAGAGUGUUGGAGAUUAUUAGCUGUCAGUAAAGACGUGGUCAAAGAAAAACACACAAAAAAUAGAAACUGUAUUUUAUUUUAAGAAAAUGUACCACAGGGGCAUUGAAACAACAUUUAUGUAUAAAAUAGGAUUCUUUGAGUCUCCUAUUUAAAAACUGCUCUAAAACUAAACUUUCACAGCCCAUUACACAGCCAUGCCAUAACAUGUUUAAGUGGGAUGAAGUUCAGAGUUUAUUCCCAGCUGUUCAUCGGCUGGACAGCUUUCCUGCAAAUACACUGGAUUUGUCAGAUACGUGUGCGUGUUCUCCUCUUUGUCAGCCCGUAACUGGGGACGUGUUUAGGCAUGCCAAAAAUGCCACUGUCAUAUUACUACAAAUCAAGCUUACAGGACAAAUAAAAAUAUUUGUAUUCAAAUUGGCACGUGCAUGUGUGGCAUAUCUUCUACUACUGUGGGUCAUGCAUUCAGCCGGUGUUUUCCAGAAAACACAAAGUAGGGCAAAUCAUUUGCCUGGUUAAGUCAUUUAAACUUGUGCCAGCAAGAGUGAAAAAAAAAAUCUUUGACUUCAGCUUAAAGAAAUCAGUCCUGAGAUAAAUUUAAGUGGACUUGCAAUGACCUCAAAAAAAAAUCUUGGACUGGGGAUCAUUCUAGAGGAUGGUUGGUAGUGCAGUGGGCUUCAGUUAGGUGGCAUGAGGAACAUCAUCUUGAUAGUUUUGAUUAUUUACAUUAAAAAAUGAUUCCCACAUCACCCAAAGCCAGGCCAUGUGCACCUCUGCGAGAACAGAGUAAGCCCCCCACCAUAGCGGGUAGAAUUAUGGACAUGGCUUUGGUUACUGGCCCUUCAUGGAAACUACAGCCAUACAUCCUCUGUAUGUAAAAUAGUCUCUCAGCGGGACUCGUUUCGAGGCAUCACAGCAUGUGAAUUGCCUUUGAAAAGGGCUAUUGCCAUGUCAUCUUUACGUCAGGUAAGCGGUAACUCAUCUGUCGCACCUGUGCGUGUCCGUGCGUGAUGUGCAGCUGUUUGAACUCAUUCUGGUUGCAUGAUAUACACUUGUUUGUGGAGCUGUUCAGUUUAACAAAAUCCUUGGUUUCAUAGAUGAAAGUGUAAAAGCGAAGAGUUUUUUUUUUCUUUAUUAUACACAGAAUAAUCCAGAUUUUUUUUUUUUUUUUUACAGGGAAUACUUAAAAAGUUAUGGUAAAAUAGAAAUAAAUGUAGGUGAAUGAGAGCAAUGAAAAUUAUACAUGAAAGGUCUCAGAUGCUUUAAAAAGUCCAUCAAGUCCUGGCUGAUAUUUCUCUGAAACAUCUUAACUCAGAUGGAACUGUUUUUAUCGGAGACUGCGUCUGAAGACCUGGAUGAUCAAAUUCUGUUGUCAGGAGCCCAGAAACAUUAGAUAUACAUAAUAGGCUUGGAACUGCCAUUUAAAACCACAGUCCACCACCCCUACACCCCCGUGUUUGGUGAUUUCUCGUGACUAUUAGAAAAUGACAGCACAAAGAAUCCAUACCGACAGAGUCCAAAAGACAUGCCAUAGAUGUUUACAUCCUAAAUACAACUUUAUUAAGUGUAAUGAAUGAUAGAGAUGGAGAGAAUAUCUUAGAAUUAACCUAAACUUUAUUGUUCAAUCAACUCCGAGGCUGGACUUUGUGAAAGAUGUCAUAACAUUUGUCUUGUUUGUAACAUUUUCACAUAAGCUUAUGCAUAUGAACUGCCCUGCUGAAUCCUGCCAGUGACUGUAGAAAUGAAAGUGAAUGUGUUGUACUUAAUACUUAGUCACCGAGUUUACUUGUGAACUGGUGAACUCUCAUUAGCUGUAACUGUGAACAGAAAUACAUUCCUGACUUUUUUGGCAUUUGCACUAGGAUAAGUUGAAAUGUUAUACUGGCAACUGCUAUGGCAUCUACUUUCCAUGACAGUUUACUUUACCUUCCUGCCAGCCUUCUGAAUGCUACAUUAGAAGGGCUCUAGUGAUAUUCGCCAGGUUAUUGAUUAUGUGACCUUGUUCUGGUCACCACUCAUGCUGUCUUUACUGUCUGAGAAGCAGACUCCAUCUGGGGAGAGAAUGGCGUGAUGAUCACCGGAAACUGCUGAUAAGAAAAUUUGUAAGGAAGUGAAAAAAACCGUUUUUAAAAAAAUCUCCAAAAGUCUAAACGAGAGGGUUUUUAUUUUUAAUUCAGGUUGAAUAAUGACUCAUUUCAGGGGGCAGAGGUUAAGAAUGUAAAAUAUGAGUUCUUAUGUUGUUGUUUUUUUUCUUUAAUUGCAUGUCAUAUACUCUUAUGUGGAGCCCGAUCACUGUAAAACUGUCAUCUAUGGAACGGAAACAUCCUUUUUGGAAAUUUAAUGCAUAAGACUAAUAAAAACAAAGGUUUAUUAAAAAAAA
Maylandia zebra (zebra mbuna) is the source of this 5505-nucleotide messenger RNA. It is a transcript of the gene cplx2b, whose product is annotated as complexin 2b. The record is from RefSeq and is a predicted model, not a curated record. Gene Ontology annotation, molecular function: syntaxin binding. Gene Ontology annotation, cellular component: terminal bouton; SNARE complex. Lineage: Eukaryota; Metazoa; Chordata; Actinopteri; Cichliformes; Cichlidae. Gene Ontology annotation, biological process: neurotransmitter transport; synaptic vesicle exocytosis; regulation of neurotransmitter secretion.